AUGGCAGCGUCAUCUCAACUGCUCCACCACCUCUUCCGCCCACCUCAAUCGCAGCCACCACCUCUUCCCUCUUCCUGCUUUUCUCUUUUUCUCAGAUUCAAACCCCUCUUCCGCUCAAUAGCCUCCACCAUAACCAUUACAACCACACUAUCCAAAUCCUCCCUCCCCCAAAUCCCACUCCACAGUAUAACUCAUUUCACUAAUUUUCUUCCAACUCCUCUAUUCUCACAAUCUUUUGCCACCCUCACUCCCUCCCCUUUUCUUACUCUUAGUGCAUCUUCAGCCUUUCAAGGAGAAACAACAAAAGAAGAUGAUGAUGAAGAGGAUUUUGACAACGGGAUUGAAGAAUAUGACGAUGAGGUUGAGAGUGGAAGUGAAGACCCAGAAUUGGGACGGACUGAUGGAGAGACUUCCCAAAUGAUGAUUGUGAGUUUUUCAUCUUCGUCGCCUUUGAAAUUGCUGCGUCUCAGUGUGAAUGAGAAGAAUGAGCUAGCCUCGUAUGCAUACAACUUGGGGAAGAAGCUCAAGUCUCAAUUGGUGGGCAAGUCUGGUGUUACUGCUAACGUUGCUACGUCAUUCAUUGAGACCCUUGAAGCCAAUGAACUUCUAAAGGUACCCAUUAAUUAA
Juglans regia (Persian walnut) is the source of this 627-nucleotide messenger RNA. RefSeq lists its product as uncharacterized. The record is from RefSeq and is a predicted model, not a curated record. Bases 1 to 627 code for a protein of 208 amino acids. Gene Ontology annotation, cellular component: chloroplast. The transcript has a single exon. NCBI's taxonomy places the organism in Eukaryota, Viridiplantae, Streptophyta, Magnoliopsida, Fagales, Juglandaceae.